Messenger RNA from Trichomycterus rosablanca, 4145 nucleotides. RefSeq names its product lipin 1b (gene lpin1b). The record is from RefSeq and is a predicted model, not a curated record. Gene Ontology annotation, molecular function: transcription coactivator activity; phosphatidate phosphatase activity. The coding region runs from base 452 to 2995 and encodes 847 amino acids. Gene Ontology annotation, cellular component: nucleus; mitochondrial outer membrane. Gene Ontology annotation, biological process: triglyceride biosynthetic process; positive regulation of transcription by RNA polymerase II; fatty acid catabolic process. Lineage: Eukaryota; Metazoa; Chordata; Actinopteri; Siluriformes; Trichomycteridae. The transcript has 19 exons.
AGUCAUGCUGGAACAGGAAAGGGUCUUCCCUAAACUGUUGCUGCAAAGUUGGAAGCAUAUCAUUUCCUUUAUAUAACCGAUUUAUUACACCUGUUAGCAAUCAUUGUCCAAACACAUAAAUUUAAAGGUUCAAAGGGGCAUCCCUAUACUUUGGUCCAAAUAGUGUAUAUUUAGUCUCGUGUAGGACACGGCAGAAUUAAAGAGCUUAACACCAUGAAGUCUAGUAAAACAUUCUAUUCCAGCAGAACCUUCUCAUGUUACCAGACCUGUAGAUCUGUUCUUGAAGGUCACAUAAACAACACAUGAACAAAAGAACAACAUGUGACAGGACCUCACUGAGGUCUUCAGUUAAAUCCUCACUUUCAGUCAUUGUCUAUACUUUUUCCGUUGUCUGUACUUUGUUCCAUCAUUUUUCCAUCAUUUUUUUUCUCUCUGUGUGUAGAGUCAGACCAUGAACUAUGUGGGGCAGUUGGCGGGGCAGGUGUUUGUGCAGGUGAAGGAGCUGUACCGCGGCCUGAACCCCGCCACUCUCUCUGGCUGUAUCGACGUGAUUGUGGUGCGGCAGCCCGAUGGCUCUCUUCACUGCUCACCCUUCCACGUCCGCUUUGGCAAGAUGGGUGUACUUCGCUCCCGCGAAAAACUAGUGGACAUUGAGGUGAACGGAGAGCCCGUGAAUCUGCACAUGAAGCUGGGAGAUAACGGAGAGGCCUUUUUUGUUGAGGAGACAGAGAAUGAACAGGAAGUGGUACCAUCAUACCUGGCCACGUCUCCCAUCCUGUCAUCACCCCCCGUCCAGAUGCUGGGGGCUGAGAGCGGAGCGAUGAAGAGGAGGAGGAAAAGGAGGAGAAAGUCAAAAUUGGACAGUUUAAAGAGAGAGACGAGUGGCGAGUACUCCGAGGAUGAUGUGUUCACCAUCGACAUGAGUUCCCACGAAGGAGAUGACAAGCACAACAGCAGCUCUAUAAGAGAAACAGUGAUCAGUGAUUCUUAUAAGCACAAUUCUGCUUAUACUCGAUCUGAUGGAGACUGGACGCCUAUACAGAGUCCUAAUGUCUCUCGGCCCUGCUCACCCAAGAGUGACACUGAGCUCUUCACUAAAGCGGGUGAGGAGAAGCAGAAGGACCCCACUAUGCUCUGGGCCUGGGGAGAACUGCCUCAGCUCUCCUUCAUGUCAUCUAAGUCCUGCGAUUCUUCUGCUGCGCGUCCCGUCUCCAUUCCUAUUUUGGAGAGCACACACUUCAGGGCCAUCUCUGACGACUUAGCUGCUACCCAACAUCAUCAUGGUGACAGCACCCUAAUGCCAAGUGCAAAGGAUUCAGAUCAUGCAGCAGCAGUACCGAAUCCAGAACCAAUGAGAUCAGAUGCAGAGACGACAGAGAUGUUAGUGGCUCAUCUGGUGUCGGAGGUUGAGGAAGUGGGUGUGGUCACUAUGGGAGCUUCCUCACAAAGUAAACCAGAUUCUCCUUCCAAAAGAAAAGAUAAGAGAAGUCGACACCUAGGAUCUGAUGGUGUGUACCUCGAAGACCUUACAGAACUGGAGCCAGAAGUUGCUGCACUCUACUUUCCAAAAAGUGAAAAUGCUGGGAAUGGACGUUUGAAUUGUGAGAAUGGCCCAGGCGGUGUGAGGAUGUCUUCUCCAUCUGUUGGAAGCUCAGGAGCAGAUAGUGGGGUGGACAGUUACUCUGAUCAGCUCACUGAUCUGCCCGUUAUUGCCCUGUCUCUGUGUGGAGGACUUACUGACAGCAGAGAGAUCAGUAAAGAGCACUUCCAGGAGAAGGCAGUUUCAUACCAGCAGUUUGCAGAGAACCCCAUUCUCAUAGAUGACCCAAACCUUGUGGUCAAAAUUGGCUCCAAGUAUUACAACUGGAGCACUGCUGCACCAAUCAUACUGUCCAUGCAGGUCUUCCAGAAACCACUCCCCAAGGCCACCGUAGAAAAAAUCAUGAAGGAGAAGAUGCCCAGGAAAGGAGGACGCUGGUGGUUUUCAUGGCGAGGGAGAGGGAACAGCUCCAAAGUGGACACUGUAGCUGUAAAUGGAGCCUCGGGAGGAGCAGAAAAUGCUGGGAAAAUGGCUACCAUCAACAGAGGAGAAGAUGACUCCUCCUCCAGCGACGAAGAGCACCAAUCAACCAAGCAUGCCGCCACCUCCACCCAAUCGGAUGCCACUCCUAUCCAAGGGGGCGUGUCUUACAGGAAGACUCUUCGCCUCACAUCUGAACAGCUGGCUAGCCUACAGUUAAAGGAUGGCCCCAAUGAUGUGGUGUUCAGUGUAACCACUCAGUACCAGGGUACAUGCCGCUGUGAGGGAACCAUCUACCUGUGGAACUGGGACGACAAGAUAAUCAUCUCGGACAUUGAUGGCACCAUCACCAGAUCUGACACUUUGGGACACAUUCUGCCCACCCUGGGGAAAGACUGGACGCACCAAGGCAUUGCCCGUCUCUUCCAUAAAGUCAGCCAGAACGGUUAUAAGUUCAUGUACUGCUCAGCACGGGCGAUCGGCAUGGCAAACAUGACGAGAGGUUACCUUCACUGGGUGAACGAGAGCGGCACCAUGCUGCCCCAAGGUCCCGUACUGCUCAGCCCCAGCAGCCUGUUCUCAGCACUGCACCGGGAGGUGAUAGAGAAGAAACCAGAGAAGUUUAAGGUGGAGUGUCUGACUGAUAUUAAGAACCUGUUUUAUCCGAACACGCAACCGUUUUACGCUGCAUUCGGAAACAGAGCCACAGAUGUGUAUUCCUAUAAGGAGGUUGGGGUUUCUUUAAACAGAAUCUUUACUGUCAACCCAAAAGGGGAACUGGUACAAGAACAUGCCAAGACAAACAUCUCCUCGUAUGUUCGACUGGGUGAAGUGGUGGAUCAUGUCUUCCCUCUUCUGAAGAGAACCAGCUCAUCUGAUUUUCCCUGCAGUGACACCUACAGCCACUUCACCUACUGGAGAGACCCACUUCCUUUAGUCGAUGGGCACGAGUGUGCGGGUGCAGCGAACAGCUGAUCCACACAUGAACAAAAUGCACAAUAUGAGCUGCUAUGAUAUUUACAUCAUGAUUGUGCUCAAACAUUUGAUCAAUAUUAAUGCAAUCUUGUAACAGAGUUUGGUUCACGGUACAAGUCGGUUCCGAUUUUUAAAAAAAACUCUCGUACAGGAUGAGAGAAUCUGCUGUUUUCAUGCAAUGCUGUUUUAAUCUAAAACAAGCACCUUUAGAGAAUGAAUGUCCCUAAGAUGCUGUCACACCUAAAAUAACCAGGUUGCAUAGCAAAGUGGCCAUGGUAUGGCUUAUACUGGACGAUUUUGUCCAAAAAUGGUUCUUCAUUAGGAAUAAUUGACUUAACAUUUAAACAGUAUGCCUAACUUGAAUUGAUUUGGAAAUGCAUUCUGCUAUUGCAGAAAAAUCUGGCAGAGAAAAGGAGGAUAUACAUGUCCACAUAGAUUGCUGGCAAUCACACGUAAACAGUAGAAAUACAACCAUAGAACCAUAAAAUUGCAGGUUUUAAUCUGAUCUGGUGUGACCGGCCCUAUAUGCUGCUUUCCAUAAAGAACACAGGGUAGUGAGGAUCGUUUGAAAUGAUAUAUCCUGUUAUAUCCUGUAUUGCACAGAAACAUAGUGAUGCUUGCAAGCUUCAGUUAAGAAAGAUAGAAAACGUACUGCCACAAAGACAAAAAUCUGACCAUAGCUUUGGUCUUCACUGGUCUUCGUCUUGCUUUUUGGUCAAAACAAAAUGCUACCUCUCAUCAUGCUGUAGAACAAACAAUGAGAAAAAAAUGUUAGCUUUUUAUUUAGGUUAUUUUACCUAAUUUUAGUGCAGAUAUCGAUAGAUUUGCACACAUGGUGUGUUUUACAUUUUGUGUUAUUUAUUUAAUUAAACUUGUUAGAUCAUGAUAUUUUUCCAAUAAACGCUCAAUCCAAAGAACUUCACUGAGACGUUGCUGGAAUCUAUUAAGUUCUUGUCAUUGAGGUAUUGAUUGUACGUUCUUCCAUUUGUCCAUUAUGAAUCGUUGCCUUUGCAAACAUUUCUGAGGUGUUUAGUGUAUUCAUAUUCUUUCUGUGAAAGAUUAUUCAAGAACGGUUUAUUGUCCUAAAUUUAUUUUAAGCAACGAUGUAUUUUAUGAUUGUAAAAUGUAUUAGCUGUGUUAGCUGCUGCUG